Trichomonas vaginalis G3 is the source of this 795-nucleotide messenger RNA. Its product is annotated as organellar and viral DNA polymerase type B. Gene Ontology annotation, molecular function: nucleotide binding; DNA binding; DNA-directed DNA polymerase activity. The record is from RefSeq and is a predicted model, not a curated record. Gene Ontology annotation, biological process: DNA replication. NCBI's taxonomy places the organism in Eukaryota, Parabasalia, Trichomonadida, Trichomonadidae. The transcript has a single exon. The annotation marks the transcript as partial.
AUGUUAGCUGAUAAUAAGAAACAAAAGAGCGAAAAGAAACUCAUUGCUGACUUCGAUGCUGUCUCACUAUAUCCAUCCGCUAUCGCGAGACUUUAUACUUUAGAAGGAAUUCCGAAAGUUUUGAAGCCAGAAAUAUUAAACAGUGAAUAUUUGUUAAAACAUUUAUUCAAAGAUGACCAGGGCGAGCCUGAAGGUGAUAAAUUCAUUUCAGGAUUCUUUGUUUUAAUAAAAAUAACUGAUAUCAAGAUUAAAAGACAUUUUCCACUUAUAACAGUCGAUCCAGAAUUAAACCCGGAGCUAAAGGCGAAAAGCACCAAGGACAAAGCCAAGGACAAAGCCACUGUUCCAAGAAGUUCAAACACAUGCUGUUUAAUGUAUGUGGACCACAUCACUUUACAAGAUUUAAUAAAAUAUCAGGGCAUCAGUUGCAAAGUAUUACAGGGUUACUACUACGAUGAAAAGAGAGAUUUUAGAAUAAGAGAUGAAGUAAAGAAAUUGUUUGAAUUGAGAUUAAAGUAUAAGAAGGAAGAAAACCCGCUACAAGAAAAUAUUAAAUUAAUUUUGAACAGUAUUUAUGGGAAAACUAUUUUGUCCCCGAUAGAGUCGAAAAUUAAAAUCAUUGAUGAUAAAGAUGCUGUUAGGUAUGCCAUCAGAAAUUAUAAUCAUAUUAUUAAGUUCGAAGGUUUAGAUGGUUCGGAUAAAACUAUUUUCAAACUAACUAAAAGCAUUUGCAGACACUUUAACUUUUGCCCCUUAGGUGUUAAUAUCUUAUCUAUGUCGAAACGUAUCAUGAAU